AACCGGUGUGUGGUUUUCUCGCCAGUCCUGCCGCCUCAUACAACAAACCAUGGUGUUGGUGUCAUCAACUACACCCAUGGGAGUGGAAAUGUUAUGUGGUAGGCUUGUUUCAAGAACCUCUUUUGGCGACAGAACAAUAGCUAAUGCCGUGCUCGUUAGCUAAACGUUUCAUUUUAAAAAAAAUAACCUUAGCGAUUAUGUGUCUCCGACAGCCAACAUUACCAUGGUAAGGUAGCAAGCCAGCUAGCAUCUGGUGGUGGUGUUUCAGAUCCCUAAAAUCGCUGGUAGCCUACGUCAAUAUUUUUUUUAUUCGGAUAUGUCGGAAGCGCUCAUUCAUACAAGAAAAAGUUACAGCAAAACCAGGAUUGUAAAUGUCACCAUGCCCUUUAUUUGUCAUUACCAACUAACGUCUCUAAGGACAAACUUGUUAAUGUAGCAAGAGUCAUACGGUAGGUUUCAUUCAUUAGCUGCUUAUAGCAUUUGCUUUGAUCGUCUAAUAGUGAGAACGUUCCGCACAGGACUCCUGGAUAAAUUAGUAGCCUACUCUAAUAUUCUCCGUUCCACAAAUCUAGCCUUCCUGUGGAGGGACUUAAUUGUAGGCUAAGUAAUGUCAGACGCCGUGGACAGAAACUGUGGUAUAAAUGAGACUAAUGACGAGGACGAACGAGAACUUCGAUCGGGCGCACCUGGCAGUGGGCAUCCCACAGGGAAUUCUGUCAGACCGAAGAAGCUCAUUCUCCACAUCGACUUGAACAAUACCAUCCUGGUAUCAGAUGCCGUGACUAAGCAAGGGACUGUCGCCGCUUUGGAUUACUUUCUUUCCACGGUCACUUGGGGACAUAUGUCAAAAGGCAAGUGGGAGUGGAUAUCUGAAGCCCCCUCCCUCUCGCCACCCAACAAAGAUGCCGUCAGUUACUACUCGAAGUUCGGCCGAGUGGCUGGCUUCACCACAGCUGGACCUGGCCGGAAGUUCCGUGGGGUGCUGGAGGAGCACCUGGCUCAGCUGCGCUGGCCCGCGGACCUGCCCGCGGAUGAGGAGUUCUCCGUGAGGGGGGAGGACGGCAACCUGUACCACUGGAUCUUGCCCUCUUUUUUCCAGCUCCUCCAGGACCUGGCCUCCCAAGGCCGCGAGUUUGGCAUCUUGUUCCGCACUUUUGGCACUGACCUGCCCCGAGUCUUGACAGCGGUCCGCAGAGCCUUGACCCAGGGGGACCAUCCACUGUUCCCGGACCUCCCUGCCCUAAAGCUCUCUGUGAGCGAUCUUCCUGGCCGGAUCCGCUGCAGCACUAAGGGCACGGUUCUGACCCGAGGGGAGGAGAAGCUGUCGUCUCGUGAUGGGGACCGCGCCAUCUACCAGUACCUCAGCGCUGUGGAGGGCCUGGGCGGCUUCCAGGACCACUUUGACUGGUGGGCCCGCAACACCUACUCCAUCUUGGGUGGUAAGCCUCUGUGGGUGGAUCCUUUUGACGGCAGUGUGCAGCACAUCUUCAUUGAUGAUAACAUUCGCCAGACGGAUGAGGAUACAAUUGUCCACCCCAAGGUGUUUUUGGAACCCGAGGGCUCCCAGACUCGCACAGCGUCCACUUUGGAGCUGUAUGACCUCUGCCUGGUGCAGAACGACCUGCUGCAGGCCAUUUCCGACUCCGGCUACUUCACCAAGCGCAUCCAAUCCUGCCAGGAGAACUACGAGAGCAACCUGCAGCAGGGCACCAGCUAGAGGCCUCGGCCCAUUCAUCUUGCACACAGGCAUGACAGGGUGGGAGGGAGGGCAGAACCGAGGGAAGAACGCAAGACAAUUUUGAGAUUAAAUUUAAAGGAUGAAGGUUUGUUUGGUGUUUGAGUGCAGGGGGCUGUUAUUGUUUGAUGCAUUACAGUCCUGUCUGGGUGAAGUUUGAUGGAUGGAUUUGAAGUAGCUUUGGACCAAAAACGUAUAAUGUAAAGGUCAGACUAGUUUUCACUUCUUAUCCCUGUCCUCCUCCCCCUCCUCCUCUCAAAAAAAAAAAAAGAAAUGAUACACCUGGCAGUGUUUUGGGUCCCAGCACUUAUAGGCGUGUUCAAGUGAAGACAUUUUAGUUCACUCAUGAAUGUCUCCUCAGUCCUCAUUUAUUUCUCAGGGUGAUUGAUGCCUAGCGUUAGAGAUACAAAAUAUUUUUUUAUAGGAUUGUUUUUGUUUGCUGCUGUUUUCAAAUGGCCUCAAUCAAAAUAGAUUUAUACAUAGUAAGAUUUGGUCUGGGUACAUAAAUAAGAGGUGAUGAAACUUGUUGAAAAGAGACCAUUUCUCCAUUAUGCUCAGUAUGCUUUUAGCUUUUAGUCCAUUGUAAUUUGGUACAUUUUAUCCUCAACUGAGCACUGAGUUCUAUUUAGACUUCAUAAAAUGUUGGUCAAUAUUAUUUAUUAACUCGACAGGAUGUUAAUUGCAAAUGAAGAACUAAUUGUAUUGCUGCAUGCUCACAGUGGUACAGUUCCUUCAGUCUUCUCCAUCAUACACAAACAGGUCAGUACUGUAUCCUGGGUACAUGCAGAACAUUGAUAAACAUGGAAAGCAUACAAAGCAGUUUAUUUCCGUGGAAUACUUGCACACAUAUUCAAGAAGACCCAUGUUGCUGAGGUCAAUUCUCUGAUGUUUUGCACCGAUCAGUGUUAAAUUUUGCCUUUACAACUAAAUCAAGAAUGCAAUGUCUUCCAUCAACAACACAUUUGGAUUUGUGCAUCACAGAGAAGAUGCUUAUAUGCACUGAAUAUUAAGAACAUGUGGGAGAUUUAGUAGCAUUAUUUAUCUCUUAUUUAUUUGGAUCUGUCAGCAUAUCCUUUUUUGUUUGUUUUCUAUUGGUUUAAUUGCACUUGAAUUGAUUACUUGAGGUCUUCAGAGACCAUGUGCAUAUUUUAGGAGUGUGGCGUGGCUUGGUUAUGGUUGUCUUGAACAAGGACUAGACCUAUAGGUUUUGUCAGAUAUGACUUGGAAGAACACAUCCUCUCAUUGCACUCAGCAGAAAGAGAGAUGCAUUUAUUGUCUUGUUUCAUAGGAGAGUGGUUUUAGAAAACAGAUGUCUGUCUCCGACUGUGCUCACGUCACCAAAGCGAUCUACCACCAAUUCAAUGUCUCAUCUAACCCUCCUGACAAGAACAGACAUGAUGGACCCACUGGGCCUUUGUGCACUCACUGAGUGUGUCUUGCCAUAUCUUGAAAUAAAAGUCGUGAAUGAA
Molecule: messenger RNA, 3204 nt
Organism: Alosa sapidissima (American shad)
Lineage: Eukaryota; Metazoa; Chordata; Actinopteri; Clupeiformes; Clupeidae
Exons: 5
Coding region: 608-1717 (369 amino acids)
Source: RefSeq, a predicted model, not a curated record